AUGCGCCCGUCUUCAGCAGCGCAGCAUGUCUACUGUCUAGGUAGACAAAGUAGACAAUGGACAUACUUAGCUCAUACCCGUUCAGAGUAUAUUCACCUGCCCUACCCUAACAAGGUUCCGCCGCGCACCGUUGAAGCCAGGCCCAUGUCUCUUCCGCAAGCGAACAAGACUUCAGACCCGGUUAAGCGCAAGGGCCGGCAGCUAAUCUCAACUGGACCACGGCUGAGAUUCUCUUCCACUGCGGCGGACGCGCGCCGCCGCCCCCGACUGUCCUUUUCCCCAUGUUGCCUUUGCGAUAUCCGAUAUCCUCGGCCUCAUUCUCCAUCUCCAUACCACCGCCAGAGAGCGCCAGCUCGUCCUUUCCUUUGCGCCUGCCUGCACGCCCCUCCCCCACAUCUACAUAUAGGCACGUCGCCCCCACACUACACACAUCGCGACACACGCCUCGCCAACACCCGCUUUCGUUGCCACCAGAAAUCCCCCGAUCGCACCGCAAGGAAUGGGAUACCAGCAAACGCCCGUCGCAUCACGACCACGUCGUCUACCACGUCGCUCAGUCUGGCAAUAGCGCCUGCUCUCCUGCAGCCGACUGAUUUCCAUCCACGCCUGCGCAUUUCACCCCAUCCUCCUCGAGCCUCGGCGCUCCCCCUUCCCUCCUUCCCCUCUGCCCCUCGUCCACUGAUCAAACACUACUAUAUUCACGCCGGUGCUUUGGGGAGCCCGAGUCAUGGUCAAGAUGCGGAUACCCAUUCGCGAGCAACUGGGCUGUUUGGUCCUGCUGGCGUCUAUGAUCGGCCUGGCCGUCAUAGCCAUUGCCACUUGGGUAUGCACAUAGCUAUCACAAACCACGACUUUGUUCUUGGCAUACGAGCCACGCGUCUGACCUUGACAGCUUCGCUGAAAGCGGCUCAGCUAUCAUCCAAUCUGGCCCUCAUGCAAAUCCUCGUUCAACAGGCUGCCAACCGUCUGGCCCCACAAUCCGCCCUCCAACGCUACUAUCGCGGCAAUGACUCAGAAAGCAACUGGCAGCGGACCGCGGAGGACUACGAUGCCAUCUUCUCUGGAGACGCCAAGGCUCGUGGCGCCAUACAAGCACGGAUAUACGCCUUCAACUCGUCUUCGCGGGUGCUCUUCAGUCGGACCGCUAAUACCGUUGCGAAUGUUGUUCUUCCCUUCAAGGGUCCAGACGGACAAAACGUAACGCUAGGCAGUCCCGAGGGUUUCAUUCCCGAACUUUAUCCUGCCUUCACCGUGGAGCCGAUACGCUUCAACUCGACCUUCGAUACACUCAAAGCCCACUACGAGGGACGAACAAUCGACAACACAAGCUAUCUUUUUUCUGGGCCGUACCGCGUUAAUGAGUACCUAAGCCUUGUCUCAGUGACUCUGCCGAUCAUCAACAAUACUUCGAAUAUCGAGACAUUGGGCUGGCUGACCACAGUACUGGAUGCUUCGCUCAUUACCAACGUGAUCAAUGCACUCGAAGGCCUGGAUGACAGUGGCCUCACUCUAUUGUUUGGCCCGAACAAUGCUACGAACAUUUUGCCCCCAAACUACCUCUACGACGCCGCGGAUCCCAAUCCUCCUGAAGAUUUCGAGGUGCGAUUCCUUGUGCCGCCCACUCCCAGACAAGCGAUCAAACGGCACGGUGCUGCGGACACGGCACUAGACCCCCCACCGUUCAGCUGGAGCAAGUUCCCCGCUAUUCGCAAAGGCUACUCGGAGCCCACGGGUGCCACAAAUAAUGCAGGCAGCAUCAUCUCGACGAAGAAUGAAGAUGGGGAUAAUGUUGCUGUUGGCUAUGCUGUCGUCAACAGUCCCAUGGUGGAUUGGAUGAUCAUUGUGGAACAGGGCCAUGGUGAGGUCUGGGCUCCCAUCUACCGUCUCCGCAACCUCAUCAUCGCCUGUGUCUUUGGCACCAUGGGUGCUAUGAUUAUCCUCGCCUUUCCUGUUGCCCAUUACUCUAGUCGUCCAAUCAGACGACUUCGAGAUGCCACCAAGCGGACCGUCGCACCCCAUCUUUUCGACAAUGAUAGCAUCAGCUCGCAAAACGACGGCGCUAAUGACUCGGAAGAUGGCGCCCUUGCGCGGAAGGAAGGCUUCUUUGGAUCCAUCAUUCACUAUCGUAGAAAUCAAAAGGUCAACAAGGCGGAGAAGCGGGACGCUGAGCGGAGAAAACAGUUUCGCAUUCCUAGUAAAGUAAAGGACCGCAAGCACCUCAUCCACGACGAGCUCACGGAUUUGACCAAAACUUUCAAUGAGAUGACGGACGAACUCAUGAUGCAGUAUGAACGGCUUGAAGAAAGAGUAGCGCAAAGAACGGCGGAGUUGGAACAGAGCAAACAGGCGGCUGAAGCUGCUAAUGAGAGCAAAACUUUGUUCAUCGCCAACAUCUCCCACGAGUUGAAAACGCCUCUCAACGGCAUUCUGGGCAUGUGCGCUGUUUGCAUGUCAGAAGAUGAUCCGAUUAAACUGAGGCGAUCUUUGGGCAUCAUCUAUAAGAGUGGGGAUUUGUUACUGAACCUGCUGACAGACUUGCUCACUUUCAGCAAGAACCAGGUUGGCCAACAGUUGAGUCUUGAUGAGAAAGAGUUCCGAUUGAGAGACAUUAGCUCACAAGUCCUCGCUAUUUUCGAUAAGCAGGCCAAAGAUGGUGGUAUCUCAAUGGCUGUGAAAUUUGAAGGGCCCUACGAGUGCAAUCUGGACGAGAAUGGCCGACCAAGUGGGGCCGGGGAUCUGGGCCCAUUUGGGCUUGGCCGCUUGAAGGAUAUGGUGCUAUAUGGAGACCAACACCGGAUACUUCAAGUCGUGAUCAACUUGGUAUCGAACAGUCUCAAGUUCACUCCAGCAGGCGGCGCAGUCACGCUCACCAUCCGGUGUUCUGGCGAGGCGCACAUGUCGGAUAGUCGAAAAGCUUCGCUGCAGUCGCGCAAUAGCUCUAUGCGAAAUUCGAAAAAUCGUAUACGGGCGUCUGCUUCAGAAGUCGGAUCUGUAUCAAGAUCCAUCUCGAUGACCACCCCAACCCACUACGAGACCGCCAAUGUCAUCAAUGCCCACGAUAAGCCAACGGCAUAUUCACAGUACAUGGCACAGGAGAGAGCAGCAACACCACCUCCGGGACGAUGGCUAUCGUUCGAGUUCGAAGUCGAAGACACUGGUCCAGGCAUCCCUGAGAAUAUCCAUGCCAAGAUCUUUGAGCCUUUUGUUCAAGGUGAUUUGGGUCUCAGCAAGAAAUUUGGGGGCACAGGUCUGGGUCUGAGUAUCUGCUCUCAACUAGCUGGUUUGAUGAAGGGUACAAUCGGGCUGAAGAGCGAAGUCGGCCAUGGCAGUGUAUUCACAAUGGUGAUUCCAUUGAAGCACCUCACAAGUAGAGCAGACAGUACAGCCAGCUCGCGAAACGUCAAUCUGGACACUGCAACGCCACGCCACAGUCUAUCAAACGAUGAGUCACGGGGCCGUGCUGAUGAAGCACUCUCAGUCCGUUCCGUGCAUUCUGCUACGAGCGGGCCUACCUGUAACACGGCAACAGGCGGCGGUCCAGUGCCUUUCGAUGCAGACCACCAGCCUCGCCUUGUUGGGCUGAGUCAACCAUUCUUCGCCUCGAAUGCCCCUCUUCAAUCGCCAGGCUCACAGGCAGCGGCUAUGCAGCGUGUAGAAGCGGAAGCCACUAAACGUGGCGACAAAGUAAAAGUCCUCGUGGCUGAAGAUAACAAAACCAACCAGGAAGUCGUCUUGCGAAUGCUGAAGCUAGAAGACGUGUACGAUGUAACUGUAGCCAAGGACGGCCAGGAGGCACUAGAUAAAGUGCGGGAGAGCAUGGAGCGACAAUGCCCUUAUAACCUCAUCUUUAUGGAUGUGCAGAUGCCCAACCUCGAUGGCCUGCAGUCCACACGAUUGAUCCGACAAUCCGGCUUCUCCGCCCCCAUUGUAGCACUCACGGCGUAUGCGGAGGAGAGUAACGUCAAAGAAUGUCUAGACUCGGGCAUGGACUUUUUCCUCUCCAAACCCAUCCGCCGUCCUGCCCUCAAGCACGUGCUCAAAACAUACUGUCCCACCAUUCUUGAAGAAGACGCAGAAGCCACGUCUCCAGCGGGCCAAUCCGCGCCUGCUCCUGCGUCGAAUGCGAAAUCAGCAAAAUCAACGAAACCACAGGCUACGAUGACUACACAGACAGUGGCACCCUUUACCAUGGUAGCGAGAGAUCGCGAGUCUAGGCGGCCAGAUGAUUCCCCUGCCAUUUCGCCUGCUACUUCUCCAUUGUCGUAA
Molecule: messenger RNA, 4266 nt
Organism: Plenodomus lingam JN3
Lineage: Eukaryota; Fungi; Ascomycota; Dothideomycetes; Pleosporales; Leptosphaeriaceae
Source: RefSeq, a predicted model, not a curated record